Molecule: messenger RNA, 1236 nt
Organism: Camellia sinensis
Lineage: Eukaryota; Viridiplantae; Streptophyta; Magnoliopsida; Ericales; Theaceae
Source: RefSeq, a predicted model, not a curated record
AUGUCACGACAAAAGGGUGCCAAUGAUGAACCCCCAAGUGAUGAUAUUGGUUGGAAAUUUGGAACUCAAGUUGAAGGCACUAGACAUCAUAUUAUUUGCAAAUUUUGUGGACAUCACAUUAAAGACAAACAAAAGAGAAAAGCUGAAUUGGAAGCACAUAUUAGGGGAGAUGAUCUCUAUGAUGAAAAUGAAGAGGGAGAUUUUGUAGAUCUUCGAGAUGAUGACUCUGACUCUGAUCCAGAGAUGACCAGGGCUAGACAAGCAAGUAUUCGUUCACAACAACAAUGGGAGGAAAGGCAACAAUUUAGACGAGGUGUUGCAGGUCAUGGAUCACAAUACGAUGCAGGUGGUAGUUCUGGUGCAGGGGGUAGUGGUCGAAGAUUGCCUAAAGGGUCAGGUAUUGCUAAUGUUUUUCGUCGAUCACAAUCUGUGCGUGAAACUGGUGGGAGUGGACGUAAUUGGAUUAAGCCUAAUGCUCCUGAAGCAAGGUUGAGGGCAAUGGAUGUAGAACUCCAAAAGAGCAAGAGUACAAAACAGCGAAAAAUCUCCACAAUGAAUUUACAGAAGCUAAAAGAGAGAUUGGGACGGGCAGUGUCCAAGUUUAUAUUCUAUAAUCGUAUUCCAUUCAAUGCAGUUGAUUCAGAGUAUACACAACCCAUGCUUGAUGUUGCUGCUGAAGUAGGGCCAGGAGUAAAGGGUCCUAGUGCUUAUGAAGUUUCUGAAGUAUAUUUGGGCAUGGAGCAUGAUGAAAUGACAGAAUGGAUAGGAUCAUUAAAGGAAUUUGGGAAGAGAGAGGUGUAUCCAUCAUAUAAAGUUGUUGAUGAAAUUGGAGAACAAUACGUUGUUCAAGUGGUAACUGAUAAUGAACCUGCACUGAAAGCAGCCGGUAAAAUGUUAAUGAGAAAAAGGAAACAUUUAUAUUGGACAGCUUGUUCAGCACAUUGUAUCGAUCUCAUGCUAAAAGACAUAGCCAAUAAGAAAAGUGUAGCAAAGGUGAUUGAAGAUGGUAAAACCAUCACCGAUUUCAUUUAUAAUAGUGGAUGGGUGUUGGAUUUAAUGAGAAAAUUCACUGGAGGUAGAGAAUUGAUUCGACCUGCCAUCACUCGAUUUGCUACAAAUUUUAUUGCCAUUGAGAGUAUUGUUAGAUAUAAACAACAAUUGAGAGAUAUGUUUAUAGUGAUGAGUGGAAAAAUUCUAGAUGGGGGAAGGCAAAGACUGGGCAGCCUUACAAUGUGA